AUGACAACAGAAGCUGCCAGCCAACGAGUUAUCAUAGCUGGGGGAAGCAUCUCUGGCCUGACUCUAGCACUUGCCUUGCAGUCGGCAGGAAUUGAUUUCUUGGUACUAGAACGUCGCGAAAUCGCCCCCCAACUGGGAGCAUCGACCGGAAUCCACCCGUUUGGACAUAACAUUUUGCACCAGCUCGGUGUCCAUCAGCAUAUCGCAAAACUUGGGAUACCACUGGUUGCGGGGAGAAGUUAUGAUGAUUACGGCAAUUUUAUCGAGAAGGACAUUUCAAUCCUUUCAAAGCAUACCACAAGAUAUGGCUUUCCAGUCAUCUUCAUUCAACGCUACGAGCUCAUUCAAACGAUAUAUGACAUGAUCAAAGACAAAUCCAAGAUCUUAACCAACAAGAAGGUGGUGCAAUAUGAAGAUGAUGGUACGAAAGUCGUAGUGAAAACCGAAGACGGAGCUUCCUACGAGGGCACCAUUCUCGUUGGAGCAGAUGGCAUACACAGUACCGUGAGGAAGCUUAUGCGGCAAGCUGCUGAUAACAAGAAAAGGGGUUCAGGUGCAUCCCUAGAGACUUCCGACGGAGGAAAGCCCGGAUUCAGUACAAAGUAUAAGUGUCUGUUUGGCAUCUCACGCACCAACGACACUGUAUGCACAAUGCCUCCUGGGUAUACCUACUGGUCAUACGGCAACAACUAUUCAACCACGGUGACCUACGGAGAGCCGGGGCUGAUCUUUUGGUUUCUUUGGACCCCAAUAGACAAGGUACAGAGUAUUAACUCGCCACGCUAUACAGAGAAGGAUGCAGAAGAUUUAGUAGAGGAGUUCAGGAACAAGAAGAUGUGUGGCGAAUUCUCGAUCGGAGACGCAUGGGAUGCACGUGUUCGUGCUAACCUCUUCGCUCAAGAAGAAGGUAUCCUCGACCAAUGGAGCUAUGGAAGAGCAGUACUCAUUGGCGACGCUAUUCAUAAGAUGAGUGCCAAUGCUGGUUUAGGUGCAAUGACUGCAUUCGAGGGAAUUGUACACCUUGUCGAUCAUCUACGUCCUGCUCUUAGUCCAGAACCAGGUCAAACCAAGUCGACACCAACAGAGGAGGAGUGCAACCAGAUCUUUGCAGCAUACAAGAGGGAUCAUAUGCCUCGUGCAAAAAUGCUUGUCGACACUUCAAAAUAUUGCAUCCGUUUCGAAGCACGCGCCAAUUGGUUCUAUAGCUUACUAGCGACGUACAUUAUGCCGAUGUUCAGCAAUAUCGGCCGACAAUUCCUGGCAGACAGGCUUUUCACUGGAUCACCAACAUUCAGUCAUUUACCAGUGGAUAUGACGAAACCUAUCAAUUGUACCAACAGCAGCUUGAAGUCUCGCGCGCCCAGGGUUAAAUGA
Messenger RNA from Exophiala aquamarina CBS 119918, 1374 nucleotides. RefSeq lists its product as uncharacterized. Gene Ontology annotation, molecular function: FAD binding. Bases 1 to 1374 code for a protein of 457 amino acids. NCBI's taxonomy places the organism in Eukaryota, Fungi, Ascomycota, Eurotiomycetes, Chaetothyriales, Herpotrichiellaceae. The transcript is spliced from 4 exons. The record is from RefSeq and is a predicted model, not a curated record.